UGCAGGAAUUUGUUACUGUGCCUGGUAAAAACUAGUACAGGAGCAGACUGAAAGAAACAUUUUGAUAUAAUGACUGACUUUGUUGUGGAGAAUAAAUAUGUGGUGGAAAGACCAAUUUAUUCUGAAGACUCCUUCAGCGCAGAUCAUGAAAUAGUGGACAGGCGCCAUACAACUGUUUUAGACCACUUUAAGCGAAUAUGUGGGUGUUCAGCACAAAAAGCAAAGGGAAUUGCGUUAACAUGUUUGCCAAUUGCAUCCUGGCUACCUCCGUAUGCUUUUAAGGAAUGGAUUCUAAGCGAUAUCAUCUCGGGUGUUACCACAGGACUUGUGGCUGUGCUUCAAGGUUUGGCAUAUGCCCUCCUAACCAAUGUAUCUCCUGGAUAUGGACUAUACGCAGCUUUUUUUCCAAUUCUGGUCUAUUUUUUCCUUGGAACUUCUAAGCAUCUGUCUGCUGGUCCUUUCCCUGUAACAUGUCUAAUGGUUGGUUCGGUUGUGCUUACUCUGGUCCCUGGUGACACCUCAAGCACUAGCAAUUCUACAGUUGUUAAUUCUACUUCUGAAGAAGCAUUGAAUAAUCAGAGAAUAGUUGUUGCAGCAUCUUUAACAUUUCUUGUUGGGAUUGUUCAGCUGGUGAUGGGAGUUCUGAGAAUUGGCUUCAUAGUCAUAUAUCUAUCAGAGCCUUUAAUUAAUGGAUUUACCACUGCUGCUGCUAUUGAUGUUGUGGUGUCACAGCUGAAAUAUAUUUUUGGCCUUACAGUUCCUGCAUUUAAUGGACCCCUCGCCUUAUUUUAUACAUUGAAGAGCAUAUUUGAUCAGCUAAGGAUUACAAAUAUUGCUGAUCUCGUUAUAUCAAUUAUAGUCAUGGUCUUUGUUUAUGGCUUCAAAGAAAUCAAUGAUCGGUUCAAGUCAAAAUUGCCUGUGCCAAUUCCUAUUGAAAUCAUAAUGACUGUCAUUGCAACUGGUGUGUCAUAUGCAUUUGAUUUUAAACAUAGAUUUGCUGUAAAUACUGUAGGAACAAUCCAAAGAGGAUUUGACCCUCCAGUUGCACCAGAUGUUGGGAUUUUCCAGUCUAGUGUUGCCAAUUCUAUCUCUAUUGCAAUUGUUGGAUUUGCUGUGGCAUUCUCUGUUGCCCAAGUUUAUGCAAUCAAGCAUAAUUACACUAUCGAUGCCAACCAGGAACUAAUAGCAUUUGGACUAAGUAACAUAGUAUGUGGUGCAUUUAAAGGAUUUGUUGCCAGUACAUCUUUAGCUCGGUCUUCGGUACAAGAAAGUACAGGAGGCAAAACUCAGAUUGCUGGGAUCAUAUCAGCCUUAAUUGUUUUGAUAGUGACUUUGGCUCUUGGGUAUCUUUUGGAGACAUUACCAAAGGCUGUCCUGGCCGCUAUUAUUAUCAUAAACUUGAAAGGAAUGCUAAUGAAGUUUAAUGAAAUUCCUAUUCUCUUUCAAAUGGAUAAAUAUGAUUGUUUUGUAUGGGUAUUGACGUUUAUAUCUUCAGUGAUUCUUGGACUGGAUCUUGGCCUUGCAGUUGGUGUAGGAGUUGAGCUUCUAACAGUCGUAUUUCGAGUGCAGUUCCCCAAAUUUACAGUGAUUGCCAAUGUCGAAGGAACAGACAUUUAUAAAAACAGGAAAGAUUACAGUGAUAUUUAUGAACCUGAUGGACUGAGGAUUUUCAGAUGCCCAGCUCCAAUUUUUUUUGGUAACAAUGAUUUAUUCAAAGAGAAACUUAUAACUGCUGCUGGUUUUAAUCCAUUAUGGGUUCUACGUAAGCGAAAUAAGGCUCUAAGAAAAAUCAAGAAGCUGUUGAGUAAAGGGGAACUGCAAAUGACUACAAAAGGGUUGGUCCUCGCUUCAGAAGACUAUAACGAUACUGACGAUGAAGAGCUAAACAAUAACAGAUUAGAAGAGCUGGAUCAGCCUAUAAAUACUUCUGAACUACCUAUUGAAAUUGAUUGGAAUGCAAAUCUUCCAGAUAUCAUCAAGGUUCCCAAAGUUAACAUUCACAGUUUGAUUCUUGAUUUUGCCACUGUGUCAUUCAUCGAUGUGUCUGGGAUGAAGGUUCUUAAAGCAAUUCUAAAGGAAUUUAUGAAGAUUGGAGUAGAUGUUUACAUUGGGGCUGCUGAUAGUCAAAUCUUGGAGAAGUUAAAAAACAGCAAAUUUUUUGAUGCUGAUCUUAAAACAUCUAUAUUCUUUCUUACCGUCCAUGAUGCUGUUUUACAUGUGCUAGAAAAGAGAGGCUUGGGAAUGCAAUCACAAGAGAAGCUAGAGAAGGAGGCAGAAACACUACUCUAUGAAAGUGGAAUUAUCUAUGACAGAGAGCCUACACCCGUAGCACAUGAAACAAAGUUCUAAGAAUGAAUGAUACCAGAAUCAUCUUAUUUAUGCAAAGUAUACUGGUUAAUCAUUCACCAAGGCUCAUCUUUACUCUAGAAUACUAACAAAAGAACAUGACUGAACAUGAAGAACGUGAAAGAAGUGACUCAAGCAUAUGUACUUUUAUUAUUGUAGUGCUAGAAUGUGUUAUGCAGAACACAAUAUAAAAUGCUCUAGCCAAAUUGCUAUUGUAAAUGUGUUUUUGCUUAAAGGAACUCUAUAUUGUCAGGACUUCAAACAUAUAUUCCUGACACUACCGUGCCUGAGUGUCUGUUUAGGUCCCCCACCCUCCAAAGAUUGCUCUGGAAAGGGGAGUUUACUCAACUUUUUUCCCCAUGCACCCGGCCUGCUGUGCCUCCAUGUUCUCAGCCAAUCCAAUGCUUUUUAAGGUAAGAAUUAGCAUUAGUAAGCUAUUGCAUAUGCGUGGCAAAAUGCUGUGUUGCGCCAAUUAACAUAUCCUCAUAGAGAUGAAAUGAAUCAAUGCAUCUCUAUGGGCAAUGUUCAACGCAUCCAUGCACACUAUGCAGCACUGACACAGGAAGCACCUCUAGUUACUUUCUGAGUGACUGCCACUAGAUGUAUUACUAGGCACCAAUGGAAACACUGACUUUUCUCUGAAAAGGCAGCAUUUAUAAUAAAAAGCCUGCAGGGACAGACUGUAGAUACCAGAACCACUACAUUAAGCUUGUUCUGGUAACUAUAGUGUUCUAUAAAUGUUUUAUCUUUUGAAAUCAAUUUGACUUCAUUUAAAUGAGCACUAUAGUGUCAGGAACACAAAAUGUAUUCCUGGCACUCUAGUUCUAAAACCACCAUUUAGGUAAUCAUCCCCCUUACCUCUGGUGACAA
Pelobates fuscus (common spadefoot toad) is the source of this 3216-nucleotide messenger RNA. Its product is annotated as chloride anion exchanger-like. The coding region runs from base 70 to 2349 and encodes 759 amino acids. Gene Ontology annotation, cellular component: plasma membrane. Gene Ontology annotation, biological process: transmembrane transport. The transcript has 21 exons. Gene Ontology annotation, molecular function: secondary active sulfate transmembrane transporter activity; chloride transmembrane transporter activity; bicarbonate transmembrane transporter activity. The record is from RefSeq and is a predicted model, not a curated record. NCBI's taxonomy places the organism in Eukaryota, Metazoa, Chordata, Amphibia, Anura, Pelobatidae.